AAGGUACCGUUGUCAAUCUCAGACUGUUUAGCCAUUGGGUUGGUCGAGAGAGGCUGAAUGGUGUUCGCUGGGUCCAAUGGGAGUGUGACCGGGCAGCAGGCACGUGGGAGGGUCGGGAGUCCUGCGAGCUAGUCCAAUGAGGAGGUGCGGCCUCCCUGGAGGCCCGGCCAAUCCGUGCCCGAAGUCCCUUCUAACCCACCUCUUUGCUGGCCAAGGGGCCGGGCCUUGCCUUGUUGAUCGGCGGAGCGGAGGGGGAGGGGCGGAGCUGUCAGCCGUGGCCAAUGGGCGGGCGGGUGUGGGUGCUGGGGCCAAUGGCGGCCGGGGCGGUGCGGGCCCAUCGCGGAUAGAGCUUCUGCUGCGGAGGGGUCGAGUGCUGGCCGAGCGAGCGAGCAAAGGGGCCCGGUCCCAGCGAAGGAGCCAGAGGCUGCUGGCCCAGCCACCCCGCGACGGAGUGACGGAGCUGACGCGCCGGGCGGUGGCCAUCAGAUUUGGUACUGAACCACUUGGAAUCAUGGGGUCCGAGAAUCCAAGUCCACAAAACCCUAGCUGUAAGAUCAUGACCUUCCGCCCUACAGUUGAGGAAUUUCAGGACUUUGGGAAAUAUGUGGCCUACAUUGAAUCCCAAGGAGCUCACAGAGCAGGACUUGCUAAGGUGAUCCCACCCAAGGAGUGGAAACCUAGGAAAACUUAUGAUGACAUUGAUGACAUGGUGAUUCCAGCUCCCAUUCAGCAGGUGGUGACAGGACAAUCCGGUUUAUUUACCCAAUAUAAUAUACAGAAGAAACCCAUGACAGUGGGAGAUUAUCGGCGCUUGGCCAACAGCGAGAAGUAUUGUACUCCUCGACAUCAAGACUUUGAAGAUCUGGAGCGUAAAUACUGGAAGAACCUGACUUUUGUAUCACCAAUCUAUGGAGCUGAUAUCAGUGGUUCUUUAUAUGAUGCAGAUGUAGAGGAGUGGAAUAUUGGGAAUUUGAACACCCUUUUGGACAUGGUGGAACAUGAAUGUGGGAUUAUCAUAGAAGGAGUGAACACUCCCUACUUGUACUUCGGAAUGUGGAAAACCACCUUUGCUUGGCACACCGAAGAUAUGGAUCUCUAUAGUAUCAACUACCUGCACUUUGGGGAGCCCAAAUCUUGGUAUGCCAUACCUCCAGAACAUGGCAAGCGUCUAGAACGCCUGGCAAAAGGGUUUUUCCCUGGAAGUUCUCAGGGAUGUGAUGCCUUUCUCCGUCACAAGAUGACUCUCAUUUCUCCCUCCAUUUUGAAGAAAUACAGCAUUCCUUUUGAUCGGAUAACUCAGGAGGCUGGAGAGUUUAUGAUUACUUUUCCCUAUGGAUACCAUGCAGGAUUCAAUCAUGGCUUCAACUGUGCUGAGUCAACCAAUUUUGCCACACUGCGGUGGAUUGAUUAUGGCAAGAUGGCUACUCAGUGCACCUGCCGAAAGGACAUGGUGAAAAUUUCAAUGGAUGUUUUCGUGAGAGUGCUACAGCCAGAGCGCUAUGAACUGUGGAAACAAGGAAAAGAUAUUACUGCUUUGGACCACAUGAAACCAACUGCACUAACUAGCCCCGAGCUGAUGGCUUGGAAUGAGACCAAGGCUGUGCUGAAAGCUAAGCUCCUUCGAAGGUCCCACAGGAAAAAAAGCCAGCCUAGACGGCAUAAGACAGAAGACCAGAAGUCUUUGGGAGAGGUCAUGGCUGCAGAAACUCUUUUGGAGGAGAGCAAAGUAAAGGAAGAGCCCAAACAUGGACCUGACCUAGAGGAAGAAGAGCAGCACAAAGCCCCUGAGGGUGGUGAAGGGGAUGGUAAGACCAAGAUCCGUGCUCCCAGGGCCAAAAGUGAUAAGAAGAAGAAGCACCACCACCACCACCACCAUCACCACCAUCACCACCCACCUCAGCCGCCUCAGUUGUUGUCACCUCCACCCCAGAUCUGUACAGAUGAAGAUGUCCCCCCACCGCUGCCUCCCAUAUUGGAACCCCCUAUAUUAGCACCAGUAUCUACUGCCACAGAAGAAAUUUUUCCCUUAGCUGCCCCCCUCAACAUUGUUCACCCUUCGGAGGUGCCCAGUGAAGAGGAUGACUUUAAGCCUCGACCUAUCAUUCCUAUGCUUUAUGUGGUUCCACGGACCAAUAAGGUGGUAUUUGACAAAGAGCGUGUAUCUUGCCAGCAGACACUUGAGCACUUUGCUCAGAAGGGCCAGAUUUGGAGGGAACAGACUGUCCCCAUGGAGCUCACAGUGAAGGAAGAAGAAAGGAUUGAAACUGAGCAGGUGGAGGUCAAUCCCAAAGCCAGUGAGGUUCAGGCCCCAUCUACAUUUUCUAAAUUGAAAAUGGAGAUCAAGAAGAGCCGGCGUCAUCCUCUGGGUAAACCACCAACUCGAUCCCCACUGUCUGUUGUCAAACAAGAAGGCUCAAGUGAUGAGGAAGCGUUUCCCUUCUCUGGAGAAGAGGAUGUGAGUGACCCUGAGGCCUUGAAGUCUUUACUUUCCCUCCAGUGGAAAAAUAAAGUGCAUAACUUCCAGGCAGAGAGGAAGUUCAAUGCGGCUGCAGCCCUAGUAGAGCCAUAUUGUGCUGUCUGUACUCUCUUCUACCCAUAUAACCAGGCCUUACAGACAGAUAAAGAGACUUCUCCAGCCUCUCUUGGGGAGACUUCCUCACUUCUUCCACUUUCCAAAUGUGGACAGAAGACCAAGCCCUUGAUCCCAGAAAUGUGUUUUACUUCAAGCGGUGAGAAUAUUGAGCCUCUCCCUGCAAAUUCUUAUAUUGGUGACGAUGGAACCAGCCUCCUCAUUGCCUGUGCCAAAUGCUACUUGCAAGUUCAUGCCAGUUGCUACGGAAUCCGUCCUGAUCUGGUAAAUGAAGGUUGGACCUGUUCCCGGUGCACAGCCAAUGCCUGGACAGCGGAAUGCUGUUUGUGUAACCUCAGGGGAGGAGCUCUUCAGAUGACAACUGAUAGAAGGUGGAUCCAUGUGAUCUGUGCUAUUGCUGUCCCAGAAGUACGAUUUCUUAAUGUAAUAGAGCGUCACCCUGUGGAUAUCAGUGCAAUCCCAGAGCAACGAUGGAAAUUGAAAUGUGUUUAUUGUCGAAAGCGGAUGAAGAAAAUAUCCGGAGCUUGUAUCCAGUGUUCCUACGAACAUUGCUCUACUUCUUUUCAUGUGACCUGUGCCCACGCAGCAGGGGUCCUGAUGGAACCUGACGAUUGGCCAUAUGUUGUGUCUAUCACUUGCUUUAAGCAUAAAGCAGGCAGCCAAGGUGUCCAAUUUCUAAGGGAAGUGUCAUUGGGUCAGACAGUUAUCACAAAGAAUCGCAAUGGCCUCUAUUAUCGGUGCAAAGUAAUUGGCACAACCACACAGACAUUCUAUGAAGUGAACUUUGACGACGGUUCCUACAGUGACAACUUGUACCCAGAGAGCAUUAUUAGCAGAGAUUGUAUCCAGCUGGGACCGCCUCCUGAAGGGGAGUUUGUUCAGCUCCGGUGGACUGAUGGAAAUAUCUAUAAAGCCAAGUUCAUUUCAGCUGUGAUCAGUCACAUUUAUCAGGUGGAGUUUGAAGAUGGUUCCCAGCUGAUGGUGAAGCGUGGUGAUAUUUAUACCCUUGAGGAGGAGCUCCCGAAGAGAGUCAAAUCUAGACUGUCUGUCAGUACUGGUGCUCCACAAGAGAAGGUAUCAUUAGGAGAGGAGGUGAAGGCAGCAAAGCGCCCAAGGGUGGGCAAUGCUCGAAAUUCUGAGGACUAUGGACAGAAUCCCGAUUACCUGGCCUUUAUGGAGAACCUACUGCAGUCACAAUACCAGCCUGGAGCUCAGAGCCACAUGUUUUAGUACAAACACAAUUUUAGAACCAACAUCUCGUGACCUCCCCCACCCUCGCCCUGACCUCCUUUUACCCCAGCAAAGCACCCAGGCAACUGUGGAACAAGUGGACAGCCCUCCCCCCCCCCCCCUUCUCCCCUUUCCCUCUGCAAUAACUUGCUGUGAAUUCCUUUCAUCUACAUUUAAUUUUGACCAUCUGAGAGACUUGUCUGGCCACAGGCUACCUCGACUCUGCUGAACACGACACUGCUGACGGUAAUAGGAAAAGGAAGCAAAUGGUAACCUCUCAGAUUGUGUGUCACCUGGAUGCUUUAGAAGAGCUUGUACUCCUGGAACACAUGGAUGCCUGGCUCUUGUCUUAGGCUAGGAAGGGUUAAACGUUAUGUUACAAAAGCAAAAACUACUCAGAUUUUUAAACCAUGUAAAAGCUCUCAUCUUGAAAAGGUGCUAUUUCACUGACUACUGAAGCAGCCUUUGGAAUUGUGAUUUCUGUAUAUAAAUCACCUUUGUGAAGUUCUUUCUAUAAAUACUUAUUGUUUAAAAAAAAUAUAAGAAAAAAAAAGGAAAAAGAAGGAAAGGAAAAAAAUCCCCAAACUGAUUUUCUAGAUUUGUGGCUUUAAAAAUGUUUUUUCCCCCACAAACUGAAAUGGGAUUUGAGUAACACUGAAUAUGAGGGAGAGAAAAACAUCUCAUUCAUUUUCUUUUGUUGUUGUUUUAAAAUAUUAUUUGUAUAUUGAGUGGGCAGGGAAUGUGUUUUAGCUGGAGUGGCUUGGCAGUUGUGAGGGUGUUUGUGUUCUGAGCAGCCCAUUUGGGUGUUUCUGCUUUUGCUGCUCCCUCUCCCAGGGGUCAUGUGGAGGUUUGUCAGUCACUCGGUGGGGCUGCAGGCAGGGUUGGAGUGUGAAUGAGGGAAAGAGGGAAGGACCCUGCUCCCUUUGCCCUUCUCUUCUCUGUAGCCCCCUGGAUAGGUCACUUGGCUUCCUCCCCACGGCCCCAGGCCUUGCAAAGGUUUAAGAGGAAGGUUGAGGGUGCUGCUUGGUCACGGAUUCUUGGUACAUUUGCCGCUCCACACCCAUGGCAGAUGGGACACGUGGCCAGCACCUUUGUGCAUGCCUGGCAAAAUAAAUACUUUCUCUUCUGGUUUGCUUGAUCUUUUGCUUCUUACUGUGGUGAGUAUCAUUCCAUUACUGAAGUCUCAGAAGUAUUUAUGUGUGUUUGAUUAAACAAGAAACCCUCCCCAAUCUCUUUAUGGCUGCGACUGACUUUCUUUAAGCAAAAGAGAGACCCCUUUAGGUUGCCCCUUAUAAAAUGUGCACUGGAGGCAGACCUUGCUUUUUUGGCAUGCUGGGUACUAGCCAUGGUGUAUUUGGUUGUCUCUAUUCAUUAAUACUCUUAGAGGAAACCAGUUUGGGGGGUUUUGUUUUAAACCCCAAAAGGUGUCUCCCACUAUUCCUCUACAGCUGAGCCAGGUGAGCUUAGAAGGGGCCUGAAACUGGAGGAGAGACAGACAGAGAGAGACCAUGGACUUGGGAAGAGAUCAGUCCUUUUUGGACCUGGGUCUGGGUCAGGGUCAGCUCCUGGAUGCUUCUUGAGGACCCCUGGGAGCAAGUUUCUCCCUAAGGGAUUAGCCAUAUGUUUACACUGCCUCCUGGUAAGCCUCUUCAGAAAAGCCAGCAUUGUAGAUAAGACACCAGCAGAUGCUGCUUUCACCAGCAUCUGGUAUCUAAACAGCCAUAGAUGCUCCAAAGGGAGUGGCUGACUUGUUAUUGAAGGCGGAAUGACAUCCCUUCUGUCCCUGCUGCCUCGAACUGGAGGCCCUUGGUGUUUCUCUAUGUAGAAAGAAAGAAGCUCAUUUGUUAUUUGAAGCCAUCGUAAGGUGAAGUUCCUCCUGCUGUCUUCUUGGGGGUGGGGUGGGGUUAAGCAGUUGGGUUUCAACUUCAAGCGAAACCACAUUUUGAAAAAUCUUAGAUUGAAUUAAAGAGAGAAAAUGUACUUCAUAUUUCAUUUUGGAGAAAGAGUAAGCAGAGCUGAGGCCAAGCCUCAUUUUAUCUGACUGUGCAUCGAUCUGAGUGGUUUCCUGCCAUUCACAAGAAAAUGAUUUAAAGAAUAAUCUGCAUGUAUUUUUUAAAGAUGUUUUAACAGUUGAUAGGUCAGAGAGAGUACUAUUUAAAACAAAAAAAAUAUGAGAGAAUGUUGACAUCAGAGAAUUCUUGCUGUGGAAAGGGGGAAGUGAAGGCUGGGGAGGAGGGGUGGGCAGUGGGGGGCCUUGAGUUGUGGGGAUUCUCCUUCUUGUAGCAGGCCUGGCUGAAACAGCACCUUUCCUAGAUUCCUUUAUAGUUCCUUUAAAAAAAAAUACUAUUUAUGUUGUUAAAGUGAGCAGCUACAUAUUCCCUAGGGCCCAUAGUCAAGGAGUGCUUGUUUGAAAUGAUACUCUGGACCCUUAGAAAACUGUUCUUUGUUGUUGGACUGACCCCUGGAUGAGGCUGCCCCUUCCCCAUCCCAUCCCCACUUUCCAAGUUUGAACUUUCAGGAAUAAUUUGUGCUAAUCUGUUGAUAGUGGCCAUAGUGCCGGGGGAAAUGCACAUUUUUUUUCCAACAAAAUAUAUUUGUAAGCAUCUUCUAUGCUACAGAAUUCCAGGCUGCUUGUUAUUUUGAAAUGUCUUCAUUUCUGAGCCGUGCCUUUGGUGUUUUAGGUGGCAAGGGGGCUGAUAAUCGAGUCCCUUUUUAAUGGCGGUGUGCUUUAUAAAAACUUAAGGAGACAGAUAAUUUGGCAAAGAGCAUAAGGCCAUCCAACUGAGUGUGCGCAGCAUGGACGUAGAGGAAUUCUCCAAAUGUCUCCAGAUGAAAAGAUUGACCCAGUACUUACAGGCAUGUAGUGAUGACUUCCCAGAGAAACAGCUUCGGACCAGAGGGUCAGACCCUGGAAGAGACCUUAGAAAUUUUCUAGGCCAACUGGCUCAUUAGUCUGAGACCCAGAUAGGCUCAGUGACUCAUUCAGUGGGGCAGGUAGUGAGUAGCAAAGCCAGCAUUCCAGCCAAGAUCUCCAUACACACAUGGCUUCCUCCUCCUCUUUCAGCAGGCACAGAGCGCCCCAGAGGAGACUCAAAGGGACCGAGACCAGGCCGAGCCCUUCAUCUUCUAGACGGGGGGCAGAACUCAGAGUCAGUGAUUUAUCCAAGGUCAGAGAGGACGUCAGGAGCAGAACUGGGGUUUAUAUUCAUGUCCAGGAGUUUGAGGAGAAAACGGACAGAACAGGAUCAUCCUACUUGUGGCGUUGCUUACUCUUCCCUUCAUACAUGCUAUAAACUGGCCUGCUGGCUAUUCCCCAAGCUAAGCAGAACAAGGCAUUACAUCUCCUGUCUUGGUGCCUUUGCCGGGUUGUCCCCCACACCUGGAAUGCACACCCUCUGCCCUCCCCCGAGCUCUCGGAAGGCUCAGCUCAGGUGCCGCCUCCUUUGGCAAGUCUUUCCUGAUCCCCCAGGUGUUAGUCCCCUCUGCCUCCUGAAAUUACUUUGUAUUUACUUAUCCUGUACAUGUUGUAUCUCCCCAAUAGAAUGUAAGCUCCUUGAGGGCAGGGACUAUUUGGUUUUUGUCUUUGUAUCCGGAGUGCCUGGCCCAUUGCCUGGCACAUCAUAGGCACUUAAUAAAAGUUGUUGAAUUGUUGAAUCCCUCACA
Monodelphis domestica (gray short-tailed opossum) is the source of this 7483-nucleotide messenger RNA. It is a transcript of the gene KDM4B, whose product is annotated as lysine demethylase 4B. Gene Ontology annotation, molecular function: histone H3K9 demethylase activity. Gene Ontology annotation, cellular component: nucleus; chromatin. The record is from RefSeq and is a predicted model, not a curated record. Gene Ontology annotation, biological process: regulation of gene expression; chromatin remodeling. NCBI's taxonomy places the organism in Eukaryota, Metazoa, Chordata, Mammalia, Didelphimorphia, Didelphidae.